Messenger RNA from Carassius carassius (crucian carp), 1480 nucleotides. RefSeq names its product retinal outer segment membrane protein 1a (gene rom1a). The transcript is spliced from 4 exons. The record is from RefSeq and is a predicted model, not a curated record. Gene Ontology annotation, cellular component: membrane. Lineage: Eukaryota; Metazoa; Chordata; Actinopteri; Cypriniformes; Cyprinidae. Bases 345 to 1379 code for a protein of 344 amino acids. Gene Ontology annotation, biological process: visual perception.
AGACGCCCAAGAUCCAGUGUGUUUCAGACAGCCAUGGGCAUGGAGGUCCACAGGCACCACUCUCACCACUGAGGGGACAUCAUCACUACAGGGGAUCACAGCCAAACAAUCCGGAUUACAUGACCACAACAUACAGAACAGCAGCUGCAUUGCUCUGAUGAAAUCGAUUUGAUCUCGUAUUCUGACAAAGAAAGGGAACUUAACGGAUUACGCAGAGUUAGCUGUUUUUGCACAAGCUCCAGGCUGAUUCUCAGCACCUCUUUCACAGUUUGAACACUUCUGUGUGUUUUCACACUCUUCCAGCCUUCCUUUUUCUCAGGUUUACACCACCAUACUCUUUCAAAAUGGUUGUGGGUAAGAUGAAGCUCACUUUUCAGAAGAGGGUGAAGCUGGCCCAGGGUUUAUGGAUGCUCUCGUGGUUUGCAACUCUGGGUGGAGCCGUCACCUUCGCUUUAGGAUGCUUCCUAAAGACUGAGCUUCGAAGGAGGGGAGAGGUGAUGGACAACACAGACAUCCACUGUGUGCCCAACACUUUGAUGAUUGUGGGUCUGGCUUCAAUGGGUAUCAAUUACUUUGCCAGUCGAAUCUGCCAGGAUGCCCUGGAUCCCGGCCGGUUCCCGCGAUGGAAGACCUUCCUGAAGCCCUUUUACGGAUGCUCGGUCUUCUUCACCACGCUCAUGCUGAUUUCAGUCAUCCUGAGUUACGUCAUGAAGGGCAGCCUGGAGACCUCGCUGAAGAUCGGCCUGAAGAACGGCAUCCGCUUCUACAAGGACACCGACACCCCCGGACGCUGCUUCCAGAAGCAGACCAUCGAUCGCCUGCAGAUGGAGUUCCAGUGCUGUGGAAACAGCAACUACAGGGACUGGUUCGAGGUGCAGUGGAUCAGCAACCGUUACCUGGACUUCAGCUCGAAGGAGGUCAAGGACCGCAUUAAGAGCAAUGUGGACGGCCGUUACUUGAUUGACAGUGUGCCCUUCAGCUGCUGUAACCCUAGCUCUCCCAGACCCUGUAUCCAGUACAGAAUCACCAACAACACGGCCCACUACAACUACGAGCACCAGACCGAGGAGCUCAACCUCUUCAUUCACGGCUGCAGAGAAGCCCUGGUCAACUAUUACAUGGGGCUGAUGAACACCAUUGGAGCUGUGGUUCUGUCCGUCUUUCUGCUUCAGUGCUCAGUGUUGGCCAGUGUGCGCCUCCUGCAGACGUCUAUGGAGGCCGUGGCUGGACAGGACAAUGUGGAGGUGGACAGCGAGGGCUACUUGCUUGAGAAGGGAGUGAAGGAGACCUUCAUGGAGUAUGUGGAUCCUGUGCUGAAGCUCCUAUGGCUGAACGAGGUGACCCCCGCUGAAGCCAAAGCGGAAGCAGGGGCCAGCUAAAGAGCUAAAGAGUCAGAUUGAGGGAUGACAACUAAGAAAUUCAUUUUAUAUAUCAGUUUUAAUGACAAGAGUUGAGUACAUCAUUAAUACACUUAAAUGGU